GGCUGCCAUGCGGUUUAUGUUGGACGAAGGGCCAACUAAACAAAUGAACGAUGCCGCCCGCACCGUGUGCCUUAAAACUAUGGCCCCUGGAGUCACUUCCGACAAGUACAUGUCUCACGCCAUUGGCAUGUUCAAAAAAGGAGACCUGGAGGCCAAGAAAAAGAUUGACGCCUGUACGUACAAGAAUUCACUGAAAGGAAAGUGGGUGCGUGCCAGACAGACAAUGAUUCGCGAGUGUGCGCUUGAAGCCCAGAAGAAGCUGCCCGCGAACCUCAGGGGUGACCUGCAGUUCCUCUACGCCCUGCAUCUCAACUCAACUGCCCUGGAAAUUUACCUAUCGUGUGCGGAACACGAGGAAGACACUAUAGUGGAUGGGCCCACGGGUGCCGGCGGGGUCGUGGACGUGUACUGCACCAACAAUGGCAAAGCUCCUCGAAAGUGCCCCCAGUGCGCCUCCGAGGUGUACACAACCGUUGACGCAGCUAAGGUGGAGGCCACGGUAGACGCCUGCUACAGCAAAAAAGAAGCGGCACAUCCGUUAUACAAGCAAUACACUGCCUACUUGGGACAGACGAAGGGCAUGAUUGGCACCCGAACAAGAUGCAUGCAACAAGUCUUGGGUGCCCAAGGCGCAGCGGCGGUAGAGAAGAGCGAGGGUGGAAAAAAGGCAGCACCGGCGAGAGGCUGA
Molecule: messenger RNA, 688 nt
Organism: Rhipicephalus microplus (southern cattle tick)
Lineage: Eukaryota; Metazoa; Arthropoda; Arachnida; Ixodida; Ixodidae
Source: RefSeq, a predicted model, not a curated record